AUGGCCGGUGUUAUCUUUGAGGAACGGAUGAUCGACGAUUCGUAUCAUCCUAUCGAGACGAACGAUUUCGUCGACAACGCGGAUACCAUGUCGGAGACGGACAAAUGUGUGAACGACGUUAAAAUGAAAAUGCGAAGUCUGGAGAUUAGCGACUGUAAUCAGAAUCUAAUAGAACCGAGUAACAGCUCGUUCGAGCAAUUAUGCAAGAUGAUAAACGACCUGGAGGGAAACAUUAUCGAGGACGUUCCUGGAUCGAGGCGCUUCGACGCAGCUUCGCUCGAGCCGGAGAAAGAUCAUUGCAAAGAUAAAUGUGGAUCAAUCGGAGCGACUUACGACGAUAUAAUGUCGUUUUUGGCGACGCUCGAAGACGAUGUGAUCUAUAUCGGUAAAAAUUUUGUAUUUCCUUAUAUGCUUCUAUCACGAAACGUAGCGGCGUCAAGUCAAAAUUCUAAGUGCGACGAGAUUGUACGUUUCAAUGUUUAUUUCAUACGAAUAAUCCCUUAUCAUUUCUUUCGAGUCGUGUCAGUAAACUCUCUACAUUGGUGUAUACGUAGGUGCGAUCUUUCGAAAAAUUAUUUCUCGAACGCGUUCAAAGACGACUUAAGUACGGCGCAGCUACAAUUGGAGGAGAAGGAGGCAACAAUCAAGUUGUUGAAGAACGAAUUAAAAAAUGAAAGGGAAGCAGCCUGCGAGAAAUUAAACGUAGAAAAAAAGAAGCACGCCUCGAAGCUCGAGAUGCAAGAAAAGAAAUAUCAAACGAUCGUGAAGAGACAUCAAAAGUUCAUGGAGAAGCUCAUCUCGGAGAAGACAGAUUUAACCGACAAAUGUAAUUCGUUGGCACGAAGUAUCAAGGAAAUCGAAUCGAAGGCGGAAAGGGAUAUGAAAGUUUGUACGGAGAGGCAUCUCGUCGAUUUGCAAAGAGCAAAGGAACAUUUCGCAGCCUCCGAAAAGAUAAGACGAGAGCGAUGGUUGGAGGCGAGAACGUCGAAGAUAAAGGAAAUGACGGUGAAGGGAUUAGAACCCGAAUUGCGAAGCAUGGUCGAACAACAUCAGCUGGAGAUUCAGGAGAUACGAAGCACUCACAUAAAGGAACUUCAAGAUUCAGAGCUACGCGUAAUACGUCGCUCGAACCAGCAGCUAGAACAAUUACGUUUAGAACUUACAGCUAGUCACGAAAAAGUAUUAGCGAGCGAAAAGAAUAUCCUAUGGACCAGGUAUAAGGAGAAGUUAGAGGAACAGGAGGCACAGUUUCGUACGGAAAGAAUGAAAUUCGCGGAGAAUUUAGAACGCGAAAGGAACAGGUUCGACGAGGAACUAGCUAAACGCGACAUGGAGAAAGAUACGAUUAUACGACAAACGUACACCCGGUUACAGAGAGAAUUAGAGGAUGAGAAGCUAAAACACCAAGCUGAAAAGCAGACUCUUCGGGAGAGCCUGCGAAAAGAAUGGACGGAUUGGUUAGAGAAUUACAAGAAGCAACAAAUAAUAAAACUAGAAAAAUCGGAAAACAAAAUAAGAGAGGAGAGCCAGAUAGAACGUGAUAGACAAAUCGAGCUCGCUAUCGGUCGUCUUGAGAAGGAAGCUCGAGAUAUGAAAACGGUAGUUCAGCAAAGCUAUGAAAGUAAAUUAAGGUCUGUGAAAGAGAAAUACGAGAUGGAAUUGCAUAUUGCAACUGAUAAUGAGAAGAUCCAAAAACAAGCAUUACUAUCGAUGGAAAAUAAACUUGCACAAACAGAAAAUAGAUUAAAAACGACGGAAAAUAAACUCGACGAAUGCGUAAAUAAUUUGAGCAAUAAAAAUGUGUUGAUAGAAACUUUAACAGCCGAAAGGGACAAUGCGAAAGGAAUCGCUCGACGAGAAAUUGAAGCAGAAAAAAGAGUUUUAGAGGACAAAAUUGCUUCGUUGUAUCAAGAAUUAACGCAAAACAAUGCCAACAAAGAAAUGUUAAUGUCACAAUUGUACAGCAGGGUUAAAUUGAUAAUAACUCAAAAAGUUUUAACUAUAAAAAAUCUUUCUAAGGAACUCGAAGGAGUCAACGCUAAAUGUGGACAUUUAGAAAAAUUAUUGGAUCAACAACGAAAAGAAUACAUUUUAAAAUCUUUAUAAAUAUGAGGCGUACACUCUGUCUCUGCGAUUUCCGAGUAUAAGCACUGAACACGACAGGCAUCGUUAAUUCACAAAUUCACACACCAUUAAUUCUCAUAGGCGAUGCAUGAGAACCUUAUAAUAACCUUUAUCUAAGAUGCAAGUAAACACGAACAUGUCAGUGGAUUGAAUUUGUUAUGAAAAGAUUUUCCAGCGCCGUUGAAUGUAGAAUUUAUUAUCACGUGCACAGGGCUAUGUCUACAUUAAAGAAAAAUAGAAAAGAAAAGAAAAGCAAAAAAAGAAAAAAAAAAGAAAUUAUACACAUUCGUACAUACAUUUCAGUAUAAGAUCUUUAUCAUUGCUGUAUAACAUUUACAAGCAUGAAAUGUCACUGUUUAUUUCACCACAAUUUUAUAAAUGUAAGAUAAAAAUAUAAUUUAAAACUGAUUUUAAA
Molecule: messenger RNA, 2539 nt
Organism: Vespula pensylvanica (western yellowjacket)
Lineage: Eukaryota; Metazoa; Arthropoda; Insecta; Hymenoptera; Vespidae
Gene: dila
Product: centrosomal protein of 131 kDa-like
Exons: 10
Coding region: 1-2106 (701 amino acids)
Biological process (GO): regulation of centrosome duplication; cilium assembly; intraciliary transport involved in cilium assembly
Cellular component (GO): centriolar satellite
Source: RefSeq, a predicted model, not a curated record